Delphinapterus leucas (beluga whale) is the source of this 8860-nucleotide messenger RNA. It is a transcript of the gene KLHL36, whose product is annotated as kelch like family member 36. Lineage: Eukaryota; Metazoa; Chordata; Mammalia; Artiodactyla; Monodontidae. The record is from RefSeq and is a predicted model, not a curated record. Gene Ontology annotation, molecular function: cullin family protein binding.
GUGACUGUCCUCGCGUCCCGCCGCGGGCGCCAGCCCCGGGCGCAACCCAGCUCCGCCUCCUCGCAGCCGGCUCGAGCCCGCCCGGGCGGCCGUUGUGCCGACGGUUCCGCCAGGGGGUGCUGGGUCCGAGCGAGCGACAGAGGCGUCCCCGGAGACCCUGCGGGCGAGACUCGGGAUGGGUGGGUGCCGGCGGGCGUCCGCGUCCACCUCCACGACGCUGUUUCCCCGAGCGCUGCGGUCGGGCACGUUCAGGGUCGAAACCCGGGGAAGGAGCCGGGAGAGGAGGCUCCGUGGGGACCCUCCCGUCCGGACGCGGCCUCGGUUCCCGUGUUUACUAAAAGACCUUUUACGCCUCACUGGGGAUCGCCACCGUCCCUGCGUGUGGCCUUGACCCCUCACCUGCUUGCAGAAAGCACAGGAGGCAGCUAAUAUCCACGCUCCUGUAGCAGUGAGCUCCAGACCACUUUCCCGCAGACAAAAGGGAGCCUCCACAAGGGGAUACUCUCUUUAGAAAUCUUGGCCUAGAAAAGAAAGCUCUUAGCACUAAAGGCAGACCUGAGCCCUGGCUGGCUGCCUGCGGUGGUGCAGACUGUCUGCUGUGUGACCUUGGGCGGGGCCGCACGGCCACCUGAGCCUGGGUGUCAGAAACGAUGGUGGCACCUGUCUCAGAGGAUGAAGGUGAAACAAGGAAGUCAGGGGUGAGCAGUAGGUUGGAUGUUGGUGUCCUUCUCUUCCGUCUCUGAGCCCCCCAGCAUCCUAGGAGCAGACAGAAAGGACAGGGGUGGGGACAGCUGGUCUUUGUCACAAAAUUGCUAGUUUGUCGAGAGAAAUCUCGUUGUCCCUUCCUUCCCCCCAGGGAGCUGGCAGGGUGGACCGUGCCUGGAUUUGUCCCCCCAUCCUCCGUGGGAGCGCUGGAGCCCCCUCUGUGUGUCCCUGAUUAUUUUGACACAGAGCUGACUCCUUGUCACGUUGUUCCUUUUUAGCAAAGGCUGUGUGUUCAGUAGGUAACAGAUUGACUCUUUUCAACUCCGCUAGCAGCGGGAAGAAUUCCUCCUUAAAUCCUCAGUCCCAGUAUGCGACUUGUGCCCAUAUUGCUAGCUUAAUCCUUCCUCUGUGUGCCCCCCAUCCUCCAAGGUCCCCCAAAGCCCGGCUCUGUGCUGUCAGUGGGUUGCUUGACUUUUCAAAGCUGGAAGAAACCUUAACAUCCCCUGAUGCACCAGCCCAGUCCGUAGAUUCAACCAUGAAGUCUACAGAAGUUAAGUUGCUUGGUCAAGUUUAUCCUGCAUGUUCCAGCCAGGGCAUGGGCUCCCCCUGCAGAGGUUUCCUGCCUGUGGGCAUUUUUUUAAUGGUCAAGUGAAAUAGCCCAGGGAUUGAGAGCAGGAAAGCCUCCUUAGGUCUGCUUCUUCCUGUGUGUGACGCUGGGCAAGUUACUUCCCCUCACUGCCGUCAGCUUCUUCCUUUAUAAACUGAGGGUAGUAAUAGAGCUGUCCUGGUGGGCUUGUUGUGGGGAUUAAAUCAGUGAGACACAGGAAACACUUAAGACAGUGCCUGUGUCUAGAACGUAUUUUAUCCUUGGUAGUCGUCACUGCAUCAUAUCCUUAACUUCAUGAAAUUUUAAAAGUAUGAGAUUUUUAAAGAUUAGGCCACGUUCAACCAUGCAUCCCAGUGAAGGGCCCAUGUCUGUCCCGUUUUGAAGCCGGACAGACUCAGGUUUGAUUCCCAGCCAUUCACUAGCUUUGUGACCUUGAGCUCAAUAUCCUCAUCGAUAAAAUGGGUUAAGUGACAUCAGCCCAGCCAGAUAGUUGUGGGAGUUUAAUGAGAUAGCACAUGUCAGCUUGGUUCCAGGGUCAUAGUCUGGGUUCUGAAAUGAUAACUUGUCAUUAUAAUCUUGAUCUCUCGAAAAGGCCUAAUUCAGCUCAAGCAUCCAAAGGUAGGUACUUGUAGGAGGUGGGCUAAAAGACGUGAUGAGGUGAAAAAGGAACACUUAUUAAAUGUUCUAUCUGAUUCUAACCCUCUGAUUUUUCCAGCUCUCGGAGUAAGGGAGUUCUUUGUAGUACAGUUUUUUCUCCCUCUUUCCUCCAUGUGACUGUUUCGCUCUUGCUGUCACUGAUACCUGCCAGCAGAGCCUGCGAUUCAUGAAUGACCUCGAGUUAUUACUACACGCUCAGAAGUCCUGUUCUUGUCGCAGGGCUGCGAUCUUGUUUAUGAUGGAGGGAAGCCGGCAGACGCGAGUGUCUCGGCCGUCCAAGAUCAGCGAAUCCUCAAAGGCGUACCGCUGGGCCGACCACUCAAGCACUGUGCUGCAGCGGCUGAACGAGCAGCGCCUGUGCGGCCUCUUCUGCGACGUGGUCCUGGUGGCCGACGAGCAGCGCGUGCCAGCCCACCGCAACCUGCUGGCAGUGUGCAGUGACUACUUCAACUCCAUGUUCACCCUCGGCAUGCGCGAGGCCUUCCAGAAGGAGGUGGAGCUGAUCGGCGCCUCCUACGUCGGGCUUAAGGCCGUGGUGGACUUCCUGUACGGCGGGGAGCUGGUGCUGGACGGUGGCAACAUCGACUACGUCCUGGAGACGGCCCACCUGCUGCAGAUCUGGACGGUGGUGGACUUCUGCUGCGAGUACCUGGAGCAGGAGGUGAGCGAGGACAAUUACCUGUACCUGCAGAAGCUGGCCUCCAUCUACAGCCUCAGGCGGCUGGACGCCUUCCUCGACGGCUUCAUCCUCAGCCGCUUCGGCACGCUGUCCUUCACGCCCGGCUUCCUGCAGAACGUCUCCGUGCAGAAGCUGUGCGCCUACCUGGGCAGCAGCCAGGUGCAGCGGGAGUGCGAGCAUGACCUGCUGCAGGCGGCCCUGCAGUGGCUGACGCAGCGGCCCGAGCGCGAGGCCCACGCCUACCAGGUGCUGGAGAACAUCCACUUCCCGCUCAUCCCCAAGAACGACCUGCUGCACCGCGUCAAGCCGGCCGUGUGCUCACUGCUGCCCCGCGAGGCCAACUGCGAGGGCUUCAUCGAGGAGGCCGUGCGCUACCACAAUAGCCUGGCGGCCCAGCCGGUCAUGCAGACCAAGCGCACGGCCCUCCGCACCACCCAGGAGUGCCUGCUGUUUGUGGGCGGCGAGGUCUCCGAGCGGUGUCUGGAGCUCAGCGACGACACCUGCUACUUGGACGCCCAGAGCGAGCAGUGGGUCAAGGAGACGCCCCUGCCGGCCCGGCGGAGCCACCACUGCGUCGCCGUGCUGGGGGGGUUCAUCUUCAUCGCUGGCGGCAGCUUCUCGCGGGACAACGGAGGGGAUGCGGCAUCCAAUCUUCUUUAUAGGUAUGACCCCCGCUGUAAACAGUGGAUCAAGGUGGCCUCCAUGAACCAGCGCCGCGUGGAUUUCUACUUGGCCUCCAUCGAAGACAUGCUGGUGGCCGUCGGCGGCCGGAAUGAGAAUGGAGCUCUCUCGUCGGUAGAGACCUACAGUCCCAAGACCGACUCCUGGUCCUAUGUGGCCGGCUUGCCAAGGUUCACGUACGGCCACGCGGGCACCAUCUACAAAGACUUCGUGUACAUCUCAGGGGGCCACGACUACCAGAUCGGCCCCUACCGCAAGAACCUGCUGUGCUACGACCACCGGACAGACGUGUGGGAAGAACGGCGGCCCAUGACCACGGCGCGUGGCUGGCACAGCAUGUGCAGCCUGGGGGACAGCAUCUACUCCAUCGGCGGCAGCGACGACAGCCUCGAGUCCAUGGAGCGCUUCGACGUGCUGGGCGUGGAGGCCUACAGCCCGCAGUGCAACCAGUGGACCCGCGUGGCACCACUGCUGCACGCCAAUAGCGAGUCGGGGGUGGCCGUGUGGGAGGGCCGCAUCUACAUCCUGGGCGGCUACAGCUGGGAGAACACGGCCUUCUCCAAGACGGUGCAGGUCUACGACCGCGAGAAGGACAAGUGGAGCAAGGGCACCGACCUGCCCAAGGCCAUCGCCGGCGUGUCUGCCUGCGUGUGCGCCCUGAAGCCACGGCUGGAGGACAAGAAGAAGAAGGGCAAGGGCAAGAGGCCGCAGGACCGCGGCCAGUGACGCCGCCGCCACCGCCUACGGCGCGUCUGGAGACCAGCAGCCCCUUGGUAGAAUCCCGGAACCAUUAUCAACGACUUAGCAGCUUUUUUUACUUUUAUGAUUCUUGGUAUUUCUAUGAUAUCACAGUAACCGAUUAAAUAUUCUGUAUGACUUGACAUAUUAUCUUGCUUGAAUAAUUAAAGCGGGGCCCAGGCAGGAGCGACCCCUGUGUCUGUGCAGGGCUGCUUCCCACGUUGCGAACCCCCAUGGGUGACCCCCCCGACGGUCCCCCAGAGAGCAACCAGGGCAGGGGUGACGCAGAAAUUUUCCUAUCGAAACGAAGGGCUGCGGUGGGACAUUACGGAUUCCCUAGUCCACGCCUCCGCAAACCCGGCUGAGCUUUGAAGAAAACGGGUUCCUGAGCCCCGCCUCAGAAUUAUCGAGUCUGAAACUACCAGGAGUGGUGUAGGGGAGCCUAGAAACUCCUUUAGCCGGUCCCUGGGACUACUGAGCGUCGGCCAUGUUCGGAAAUCAUUGGCAAGGGCGACAUGCCAGGUGGAGCACAGAGACCCAUAGAGGGUGCCUGCGUGACCGAGAGCCACCAGCUCGCCGGCAGUCAGGCGAGCGGUGGGACUUCGCACCAGGGAGGUCUCCCCACUGGGAUUUCUUGCUCAGAUGACUGCUGCUUCUAAAUAAUCCUGUUUCUCCUGGUUGGUGGUCUUCCCGAAUUCUAAAAGGGGAUCGGUAAUCAAGGAAGAACGGUGAAAAAGGGCGCCUUAUUCUGUGAUUUGUGCUCUCGUCUUUUUACUGUUUCUUUUUUCUGGAACCCGCUGUUUCUCACAUUACGAUGUACUGAGCCCCACAGAUCUCCAUUCAUCACUCAGGAAAGAAAAAGGGAGCCCGCAGAAUGUGCCAUUGUUUUCUGUGACUCCAGCUCUGAGAAGCCACGGGAAGCUCCACACGAGUGAGUGAGGGCCCGUGGAUCCCCAACAAGGGAAGUUUGUCCGAGCAUCUCCCUCGACUCAGGCGCCAGAUCCUGGUUGCGGCCGUCCGCUGCCGAGUAGUUGUGUGCUGGGCGCCAACUUCUUUAACAAGUCAUGAGCUGUUUCCCCCUUCAUUAAGUGACAGAUGAAACAAUGGGCAGGUCUCCUCCCCGGGGUUCAGCUCUCUCAGUCUAUAUAAGCUGUGAAAGUGGAUUCCGCACCUCCUCGUGAGAUGCGUGACCGGCCCGGCCCGGUUCCUGCAGUUACCGGAACUCACAACAGUAGCGUGUGCCGUUUGAGGAGAGUUCGAGACUCGUGCCCAAGCCGCUGUGUCACACCAGGACGAUGGGCAUACGGUGGGUUUUAAUCACGAGCCAAGGGAGGCCUUAGUGAUCUAUACUGAGGCGCAGAUCUGACUGCGGAGACGAGAACACUUCCAGAUGCAUCGUUAACACUGCUAUUAGAAUGGGAAUCUCAGUUCACUUCUUCUUCCCUUUUUUGUCUCUUUACUACACUUCCUUUCCUUUCUCUCAAAGGUUUACUGUGAUUUUGAUCGGCCUCUUUCUCUAGUAACCGGGAGAGCUGAGAGCCACUUGCGAGUUGAAAGCUUCGGCACCCAAACGAUUGCCCCCUCUCGUGAGACGGGCGACCUGUCUGCAUAUUUAGCUGGUUCCCUGCCUGUGGAAGUCGCUAAAGGCUUCCAGACUCCUGAGAGGUUCUGCAAGGCAUACAAACAGUCAAACCAAAAAACUGUCCAUCUUCCUGGAGCUCUUUAAAACAACAUUUAGGUGUAUUAAAGGCUCUGAGGAGUCCUGCAUUAACUGCUAACCCUCCAUCAACCCAGCAUUUCCAAACUUCAUUGAGCCCGAAACCCUUCUUUUACCUCAAACCUAGUCCAGCCCUCCUCGAAACAUGUUUUGCAGAACUACUGCCAAUUUUGGGAUAAGCUUACCCCCUUCCUGUUCCAGGAAAGGUUUCAUCAUUUGAAGACCCUUUAGAAGGCACAGAACCUGUGGUCUGUUCUCCCCACCUCAGCCCAGGUCAUGAGCAGAGAGGUGGUCGUUCAGUCAGAAUCCAGGGGCAGGUUGGGCUGAGCACACGGAACGGCCAUGCGUGCUUUGGGGAGUGGGGAAGGCCUUGACCUUGGGAAGCGGACAGGCACGAAUUUUUAGCCUAAGCCAGCUGUUGUGUUUUUGACUUCCAGGACGUGUCCCAGGAUAAGGGUGCAGUGCUGGCCUCUAUUCUGAUUUUCUUGUGCCUUGCGGGUUAACAUACCAUGUCCUGCACCGACUAUUCUGUGGUGUCUCCCUUACCACUGUGAAGGAUGUUUGUAAUUUACACGCCUUGGAAUCUAACAUGAUUGAGACGGUGAGUGUUCCUUUAAAGGUAGGGUUGACGAGGAAGUUUCCUUUUGGAGACGAACUUCAGAUAAUUGGCAGCGGCUCCACUGCGCUAAGAAAGGUUUUCGAGCUCACUGGCGUCCGUGGAGCGCAGGGUCCUGACCCGUGAGCUGCGCCUGCCUGGAUGAGGGAGAGCAGAGUGGUGGGACUGUAGCAGGUCUCAUCUGUCUGUGGUUUUAAGAUGGACAUCACCGUGCCGUGCAGUGCAGCUAAGAUCGGAAGAAAAUGGUUUGUAACCCAGGCGGGCAGAGCUUGGGGAUGUACUUAUGCAGGUGGCCAUUAGAACUGCAAAACCACGAUAGUGUGAUUUCAAACCAUGGUGAUGCAGGCUUGGGUUCUCCUGGCUGCCAUGUUGAGACAGAAACCGCAACUUUUGCCAUGAUUCUGUCAAACUCAGCGCUCCGAGCUGUUCUGCUAGAACUUUGACGAUGUUUGGAUCAUCUUACUUUGAUCUUUCAGAAUGAGCCUGGUGGGCUUUUAUUCAGGUUCUGAUUUUUUUCUUUUAAAGAACUAGAGUUUUAACUUCAUAUUAGUGGUAGGUUUUGAGUUUGAUCCUCACCCAAGUUGGAACCCUGUUUGCUUAAGCAGAGUAGAAAAGCUGAAGAAUCCUCGUUCCUUACAGUGGUCCUUCUGCUGUUUAAAAUACACAGAGAUUAUCUCAGCACCUUGCUUGUGUGUAUGGCUCAAUUCGUAUUUUCAACAUCCUGCUGCUUCAGAAAUCUAGAGUACCAGGUAGGACUCCUUCUAGAUCUUGAUCUGAGCAGAAAACCUCAUGUGUGUAUUUAUAUUCUGAAUGCCCCUCCCCUUGACCCUGAAUAAGUCGACCUGAAUGAUAGGAACCCCAGAAGCCAACCCUAAAGGGUGUUCAAUUUGGGAUGGGAACCCAAAUGCCAAAGGGAAGUGGAGUCCCUCCCAGGUCCCACUCUGAGUUCAGGUGAGUUCACCUGUGGCUCAAAGUGCCUGGCCCCUAAGCCAGGAGUGACCUUUGGGUGAUUUGCAGCCGUGGGGGAAGGGAAAGGACGGCACCCUGCCACCCCAACCCCCUUGUAGACUUAGCAGCCUCCGCCUCUUACCCUGGUCCUCCGUGGCACGUGGCUCUGCCAGCCACUUAGCUUUUGGCUCUCGGAACUUUUGGCUAGAAUCUCAGACCACUGGUCCCAAACCUGGAGGGGCAGUUCCAGCCAUGUGGCGUGGACAUCCUUGCUGUCUCUCUGGAGAUUCUGAGCAUCUUCAGAGGGAAAGGGGGCAGAGUCCCCAUCUCCAGGAUAAACCUCUGAAAUGUAGGGCAGCCCUCCAGGUGCUUAGAGAGCCUGCCCUGUGUGUCCGCCAAGCCUGGCAGUUUUUAAAGUUUUUUGAAAUGUUUUGAUACUUUUUGAUACCAUUUGCUAAUAACCUUUUGUAGUUGCCUGCCGGGGUUCUCCACCUCCCCCCGACCCCUCGAGCUUGCGCUAGACAGCAGGCGUCCCCGGUUCAGCACCAGGGUCUCGCCCACCUCCUGUGGCUGUGACUCUCGUCCGUGGCUGCGAUCUGAUACAAACUCUUGAAUUGUGUAAGGGCACACGUGGCCCGGGAGUGUGACUGUCUUGGGCCCCCCAGCUGAGCAGAAGGGCAGUGCUUUAUGAUGAAGACACUCAACGCCCUGAGAUGUUGUGCAUUUCUUCCAAAGGUCCUACCUCAGCAGUGUGCAGAGUUGAAAAGAUACCUGAGGGCUGAUCCAUAUAUCACCUGUCCAGUACAGGUCGUUCCUCAACCCAGGGCAUGGCUGGGUCUUGAUUCACUCCCGUCCACGCCUCCUUUUAAAGAGACAUUUUAACAUGAAAUCCACAAAAGCUGUUAACAGUGAACCAUCCUGCACUUUGCAGAGUGACUGCCCUUAGUUUUGGAGCUCGUUCAUUUCUUUUUUUUUUUUUCCCCUUUUUACACGGGUAGAAUUUGUGGCUUCGCAGGGUGUUUGGGGGUCUCAAGAAAUUGUCUUUUGGUUGCCUUAGUUAAAAGAGUUGAAUGAAUGUACAAAUUUUGGUGGUAGAGUGGGGCGGAGGAGAAGAACCCUCCCGUGUCAGUUUUCUUUGAGAAAAGGAACUCCACUUUUCAGAGUUACUUGAGCCGUCCUUACAGGUUUGCUUGCGAUGGAAGGAAAAGUCCUUUGGACCCGCUGAAAUCCAUCAUCACUACCAGCCCCCUUGCAAAAUGAGUAAGAUCUUUGAUGAUUAAGUAUUGAUAAUUCACUGGGUAUGUUCUGGCUACUAAUGUUACCGAAAUCUGUAAUUACGUGUGUGCUCUUUUUUUUAAUUUGUUGCUUUUGUAUUUGUAUGACACCCAAAGCUUUUCUGUGUCUUACCUCUUCUUUAAUUAAUUUUCUGCACGUUGAUUUUUCCCCCCUCUGUUUUUAAUUCCAUAAAGAAGAUUCGAUUCUCACAACACAUUAAACAUGAUUUGCCUGCUA